AUGGGUCCAGAUGGUGGCAAGCAUAUAUCCAUUAAUAAGAAAUUAUUUCUAGUAUUUAUCUUUCUGUUGGUAAUAGCUGUUUGUUCAUUUCUCUUCAUUCUGAAACAGAAAAUAAAAGGUAACAUAUUAUAAAUUAAGUUUCCAAGGUGUAUUAUAAAGUAACCGUGAUCUAACUAUCAGGCCAAUUAAUAAUUAAGCAUUAAUUUUCUAAAUGUAAUUUUCCAGACCUAUACAACGGCAUUUUAGCUUUUAAAUGACGCCUUUUCGUAGAAUUGUGAUCAACGAUGGCCUGCAAAUGCGAUCCGAUUCACAAAGGUGCACGAAAUUACAUGCAGUCGAAUCUCUAUUAAGCAGCCUCUCUCGGGGAUCGGCUCUGUGGCCGCUUAAUAGAGGUGGCCGCCAAAUAGAGGUACGCAAAUAUAAAUAGACCCUGGCCACAGUCAAAUGUCUAUUUUUAAUUAUAAAUCACAAAAUACUAAACACAAUGCUUUUGGGGUGUAAAGUGGCAUGUGUUAAAACAUAAUUUCAUGCAUUAUUUUAAAAGUAAAGCAAAUUAGCUCGACUUUUAUUUGCGGCUGUCUUGACAAAGUGUUGCGCCAAGUAAAUCCUGCAGACUAGCCGCUUAAUAGAGGUAAAAAUUGACAUAUAACAUCAUUAAUUUUCGGACCGCUCUUUGGGUGGCCGCGGCCGCUUAAUAGAGGUGGCCGUUUAAUAGAGGGGUAGUUUAUAGUAUUUGUAUUACAAAAAUUUCGGGACUUCGCUAUCUGGCCGUUUAAUAAAGGGUGGCUGCUCAACGGAGGGCCGCUUAAUAGAGGUUCGACUGUAUUGCUACCUUUCUGAAUUAAAUAUUGAUUCAAUUUUCGAACAUUUGAACAAAUAAUUUUUGCCUAUUUGAAAACGUUUAGCAUGCAUGGCGAGCUCCAUAAACCAUACUAUAUUCUAAAUAUUGUUUCAACAAACUCCAGUUAUCUUCAUUACCAAAAUCCAUUAACAGUUAAAAACAUAUAAUUGGCGAUGAAGUUCGAUCGUCACUAAAUUCUCACCGUCCACUACACUUAUCGGUGCAGUAAGAAGAAAAAUACGUGCAUCAAAAAGCAAGAUUUUCUGUGUAAGGUUUGGGUGAAUAAUAUUGUGCUGACAUAUGCAUGUUUCCAUUUGCACGUUUGAUUUUGACCAAAUUAAAUGUAUAAAAUGAAUGAAGAAGUUGAGAAUUCAAUACGCGCAAUGAAAUUGAAUGGGGUACAAUCACAUAUUCCAAAGCACCUCCGCUCGCUCUAUAGGAAAACUUCGGUAUUCUUGUAUGAUUGGAACUUGCUCCGUGUUCCCCAACAAAUAUGUGUCAAUUUCUAUUUUUCAUUUACCCUUUUGUAGCUGAUGUAAAUUCAUUAUCCGUUGGAGUCACCAGUCAAGUCAAGUACCAUAAUCCUAAUGACACAAAAUCUGGUGAAUGUCUAAAGAACUACUUUGAAGAUAUCUUAUUAAUUAUUGUUUACCAUUUUCCAUUCUACGAAUCAAUUCCUUUGCUUAAGUCAUUUUAUAAAGAUGCAUUUAAAAACAUUGUGAUUUGUGGUCCAGAUUCCUAUUCCCACCACUAUGUAAUGGUGGUUGACAUUGGAGCAGGGUAUUAUGGUUAUGAAUGUGCUGGUGAGGCUAUUCGCAGGUACAGAGAAUGAGGAAGUUGUUUAUAAACAAUAGAGAACUUAACUGGCUAUCUCACUAAGAACCAUGCAGAGCGUUUCAGGUUGAAUAUUAGAUUUGCUUUAUAUUUUUAUCAUGAACUACCUUUGUCCUAAAAGGUAUGAAACUAACAUUAAAAUUUCUAAUUUUUUCUUUUUUUUUGAGUUAUGACGAAUUUGUGUCUGGACGUCAUUGACACUGAAAUUUGACCCCGAAAACGGCGAUCAAAUAUGUGUUAAAUUGUGCAUCAUAACUCGGGAAAUUUCGCGUCAAAUUAAAAACUUUUUUCGGCGUAUUGAGACAUUCUUCUUCAUUUAGAAUGUUGAAAGAAUUUGAGUAUUACGGGGCAAAAUGAGACAGUGGGGCUAAAUGAGACACUCCGACUCAUUUGCGCUUAUAUGACGUUCUAUUUAAUUAUUUAUACCACAAUCAUUGCAGGCUCAUAACAAACAUUUUUACUUGUGUACUUCGUCGAAACAGUGUUUUAUUUGCACUGCAUCAACGAGGAAAUAACGAUUUUUUAAACCAAUUUGGAUGAUCGAUCGGCAAUUAAAGGUACGUUAUUACUUAGGUAUUUUGGCUAACCGAUUGUUAUUUCUAGAACAUUGCAUGUGUCGAAUAAAACCUAUUUGUUUGAUGGAGUUUAUAACAUGGUCUUUCAAGUCACACGUGGUAUUUUUGUCAAUUUUCAUCUAAAAUUUUAUUUUUGACGUGUUUAUUUGACUGACUUGAACUCAUAACAUUGAGGCAAAAUGAGACAGCUGAGUCUAAACCAAGUAAUAUAUAUUUGUUCAGUGUGAUGCUGUUCAUUUCAACUUUUACUGUGCCUUGCUUUAAUAUUGUCAUUUGUCAAUAUAUGAUAUAAAUACUAUCUUGGAUUAUUACCAGUACUCUCUGUGUUAUAUUGAAGUCCUCAAUUACUGAUUUAAUACCACCUUCCCCUGUUUGGGAAAGUUAAAAGGGUUUAUAUUUCUGAUUGAAUCAACAUGUACUUUCAUUCUAUAAUUUGUCAUAAGUUCAUAUGUCAUAUAUUUUAUGCUAUAAACAGCUUAGUCCAUGUCACAGAGCAAACUAACUUUUAUUUUAUUUAGGGUGGUCAGGAACUAUGUACACAAAAUUCAACGUGCAUGCAAACUGGAAUGAGGAUUAAAUCCGUCUUGCCAUCUCUGCAGUUGAGAAGAAAGAGCUGUCAAUACGAAAGCUGCAACCGCCUACGGGGUACCAAAGGAUGUAUUAAAUCGCCGAGUCAAUGGUAGGCUACAAAAUUUAUCACUUUGCGGUAAAUGUUGGUGAAAGUCAAUGCCUGGCGAGGAUUGGAUGACUUGUUCACAACGCAAACAAUGGUGUCACGAAGAAUGCUGUACUGUUACCGCAGCCAGUGUGACCUGUGUGUGUGACAUUUGCAAUGUUGACAUUAUUGACACUAGCACACACGUGACUAGAAAGUUAGUUAAGUAUUUUUAGAAGCACGAGGCUAGGGAACCGGGAAGUAAUUGGAUACGUACUAUGCUGUUUGUACAAGUUGUUUGAUAUCUAUUGUUAUACUUAAAAGUGCUUGAUAUUGAUACAAAACCACGAACAUUACAUUGGCGACGAGGUAAACAUGUCGUGAAGCCAAACAACAACCACAUGAAACAAUCGACCAGUUUUCAACUCGUCUUAGGAAGCUCGCGGCAACCUGUGACUUCGAAAAUAUCGACAAGGAAGUAAAAUCGGCCAUAAUUCAAAACUGUUUAUCGAAACGUCUACGACGCUACGCCCUGCUUGACUCGGAAGUUACGCUAGCCAAGAUUCUCGCAAAAGGCAGAGCUUUUGAACUCAGUGAAUCGCAGGCAACAGGCAUUGAAAACGCACUUGACUCAACACAUAUUUCUGACGAAGUAGUUGAAGCUGUCCAUCCUACAACGAAAUAUAACAACCAUCGUGAUAAACAACAUACAUCGUUUCACCGCCAAGACUUUUACAUCUCAUCAGAGUGUCGGAAUUGUGGGGGGCCCUGGCCUCAUAACAACAAUAUUUGUCCCGCGAAAGGAAAAUCUUGUCUGAACUGUGGAAAAUCAAACCAUUUUGCGAAAGUCUGUCGUAGUGCUCGCAAGGCUCGCGUCGGUCAACAAGAGAAUCGAAGGCCUUCAAAAAAAUACCACAAAAACAAAGUUCACAAGAUUUAUGGCAAACCCUCCAGCAGUGAAAGCAGUAGCGAGGAUGAAUUCAUUUUUACUCUGAAACCGACAUGUAGAGACAAAACAACUCCACAGGUUCAAAUCUCGGUCAACACAACCCCUAUCAACAUGGUUAUCGACACUGGUGCUUCCAUCGACAUCAUCGAUUAA
Paramuricea clavata is the source of this 4007-nucleotide messenger RNA. The record is from the annotation of a GenBank genome assembly. Lineage: Eukaryota; Metazoa; Cnidaria; Anthozoa; Malacalcyonacea; Plexauridae.